Molecule: messenger RNA, 2367 nt
Organism: Brettanomyces bruxellensis
Lineage: Eukaryota; Fungi; Ascomycota; Pichiomycetes; Pichiales; Pichiaceae
Exons: 1
Coding region: 1-2367 (788 amino acids)
Cellular component (GO): nuclear body; cytosol; kinetochore
Source: RefSeq, a predicted model, not a curated record
AUGUCAAUCGAAGAAUCGGCGAAAAGAAAAAGGCAAAAGUACUACAAGUUUAUUGAUUCACGCAUAAAGCGUCUAAAAUCAUACAAUGAAGAAUCACUUUUUGAGCAAGAACUUGAGAAAAUCAUUAAGGAACUAACCGCAGUAAUACCAAAGAAAGGUUUAAAUAUUGGACAGUUGAAUAUACUAAUUGAUAUCAUAAAAGAUAAAACAAAUGUUGCACAAUUCAAAACUUCCCACAAAACAAAACUAUUAAAUAUCUUACGAUGCUUUGAUCUGGUAGAUUUUGAUACUGUCUUAAAAGUUCUAAACUGCUUUAGGGCACCACUAUAUUCGAAUGGUAAAGUUACGACAAACCGCAAAAUCCAGCAGAGACUCUCAUUUUGGCUUAUAGAGAAUAUAUGUAACUUUGACUGGGACAGGAGAUUUCUUUUACUACUACCGAUAAUUUUCAACUUGCUAUCUAUAGGAUAUAUAAGAAAGGAUAUAGCCACCUUGUUGACAUACCUUUUGGAGAUUGGAAAAUCCAGUAUAGAUCAAAAAUUUGAUACAGGACAUUUUAUAAAUGAGUAUAAAAUAUGUAUACUCAGCAAAUAUCUUAAGAAAGAUGACAGUGUAUUGCCUUUGGCAUUACUUUUUGAUCGAUAUUUAACCGCCCAUCAAGAUGAAUACAGCCUUUCAAUUUAUUAUGCAUUUCACAAUUUAACUUCCCGAAGGCUGUCAGACAAGAAGCAGUUGUUAGUAAAUGCUUCUCUACUUGGAAAGGAUAUACUAGGAGAUAUAAAGAAUGCAGCAGUUUUGUACUAUAAUGAUGUUGGAAAGGAUGCUUCUGAUCCUGAAAUACGUCAGUUUCUUACCUUUGAUCAGCACUGCAGCAUAAUUGGCGAUGCUUAUGACCGUUUUACUUCUAUUGCAAAUGCAUUAAUGCUUCCCCCAGCAAAAAGACAAAAAACAUCAAGCAGUUUCAUUAAACAGGCAGCAGAGUACAAGCCAAUAUUCAACUUAAAUUUUACUACUUUUGAUGAUUUUUGUAAGCUACUCGGACAGAAGAGUAUGCAGUGCAAUAUUUAUGAACUUAUGACAUUUUUCAGUGGGAGAAAGUUUUAUGAAGAUACAAGUGAUGCAAGUUCAACCGAUGGCUCACCACUAAUUCUCACUUUAUUAAAGGUACUACUGAUAUUUGAUGAGAACAAUUUAGAUACGUCUAUUAAGAUGUUCGGUUCGAAAGAUCGGAAUGCUGAAUUUGAAAAUAACUUUCUUGAAAUGGCGAAAUUUACAUUAACACUAUCAAAAUCAAUCGAGCAGAGAAUAUUUUCAGAUCCAUGUCCAACAGUUACUAAUUUGAAGCUGAUCGAGUUUUUAAGUUUUAAAAAAUGGGGUGAAAUUGAGCCGUUCUUGAUAUCAAUUUUUGAUUCAAUUGAAGAUGGGCAACGUAUCUCUGAGAUAGUAACUUCGCUUUGUAAGAUGCUGCAAUGCUGGAUGAUUCAAUUUCAUACUUCCGAUAAUUUGGAUAUAAAUGAUGUGUUUCAAUCGAUUAAUCGUUGUAUACAGUUUGUUAUUAAUACUGUUGUUCGAUCAUUCCAGCGUAAGUUUGAUAUUGAUACUGCAUUUAGCAUAUUGUGGGUUCUACAUUUGAUGCAACAUAUGCCAAAAGAUUUCAUUUUCAUUAACAAUUUAGUGUUACCACCCUCAAUUGCAUAUUGCAUGGUAUUUUCGAAUAAUCCACUUCUCGUUGACAGUUUUUGUCGCCAUGUCGAUUAUUGUAAAUUAUAUUUCUCACAAUACGGCUCGACAUAUAUCCUCAAUAGAUCUUCCGGUAUACGAGUGGAAAAUGAUAUAAACCGUGAGUUGAGCGUCGUUAAUCUUCAAUCAUUAAAGAAUUUGCAUAACUCAUAUGUCAUGGACAUGUGCAAUAUCAUCUGGAGAAACAAAUCUUUCGACGGUGGUCCAAAAUCCACUGGAAAGGGUUUUAUGAUGCCUCGCGAAUUUGUUAGUCGUCUUCUUAGACUUUCGUCGCAUACAUUUAUUUCAGAUAGUGAUAUAUCAUAUGUGGAGAGUGCAAAGCAGACAUUCAAUUUGUUUUAUUCGCCUGCCUUUUCUUCGCUUAUUUACGGAAUUAUUCAUAAGAGGGAGUUGGAGAAGAGUACUGGAAUAAGUCUCACAACUCCGUUGAAUCAACAUACCUUUGACAAGUUGUCCCGCGAUGGAAAUUGGAUCAUUCAAGAGUAUGGUCCUGACGCAUACGAUAAGUUUCGGGUUUUCUUAUUGGAGCAGUUAAGUACGUUGGGAUUUUAUGGCGUCCCGGAAUUACUCUUUAGUUCACUAAAAAGUUUGUCAAAGAUGAAGUCCAAGGGUUAUAAGAGAACAUAA